CUCAAACUCUAAAAUCAAUCUCUCAAAUCUCUCAACCGUGAUCAAGGUAGAUUUCUGAGUUCUUAUUGUAUUUCUUCGAUUUGUUUCGUUCGAUCGCAAUUUAGGCUCUGUUCUUUGAUUUUGAUCUCGUUAAUCUCUGAUCGGAGGCAAAUUACAUAGUUUCAUCGUUAGAUCUCUUCUUAUUUCUCGAUUAGGGUUCGUAUUUUUCGCAGAUCUGUUUAUUUUCUUGUUGUUUCCUUGUAUUUGAUCCGAUUUGUUGAAAGAAUUUGUGUGUUCUCGAUUAUUUACGCUUUGAUCUGUGAUUUUUAUCUAGAUUUGGUGUUAGUUUCUUGUUUGUGCGAUCGAAUUUGUCGAUUAAUCUCGGUUUUUCUGAUUAACAGAUGCAGAUCUUCGUUAAGACUCUCACCGGAAAGACUAUCACCCUCGAGGUGGAAAGCUCUGACACCAUCGACAACGUUAAGGCCAAGAUCCAGGAUAAGGAAGGUAUUCCUCCGGAUCAGCAGAGGCUUAUCUUCGCCGGAAAGCAGUUGGAGGAUGGCCGCACGUUGGCGGAUUACAAUAUCCAGAAGGAAUCCACCCUCCACUUGGUUCUCAGGCUCCGUGGUGGUAUGCAGAUUUUCGUUAAAACCCUAACGGGAAAGACGAUUACUCUUGAGGUGGAGAGCUCUGACACCAUUGACAACGUCAAGGCCAAGAUCCAAGAUAAGGAGGGUAUUCCUCCGGACCAGCAGAGGUUGAUCUUCGCCGGAAAGCAACUUGAGGACGGCAGAACUUUGGCGGAUUACAACAUCCAGAAGGAGUCUACGCUUCAUUUGGUCUUGCGUCUGCGUGGAGGUAUGCAGAUCUUCGUAAAGACUUUGACCGGAAAGACCAUCACUCUUGAAGUUGAGAGCUCCGACACCAUUGAUAACGUGAAGGCUAAGAUCCAGGACAAGGAAGGCAUUCCUCCGGACCAGCAGCGUCUCAUCUUCGCUGGAAAGCAGCUUGAGGAUGGACGUACUUUGGCCGACUACAACAUCCAGAAGGAGUCUACUCUUCACUUGGUCCUCCGUCUCCGUGGUGGUUUCUAAACCUUGUCUCUCUCUCUUAUGGUUACUGAACCAAGUUCAUGUAUCGUUUCAUCUAGUACUUUGGUGGUUUAUGUUUUGGGGCCAUGUACAGCCUCUGAUAAAUAAUUGAUCGACUAUGUUUCCGUUUCUUUCAUCUCUCUUUUCUUUCAAACAACAAAUCGAACUUAUUCUCUAUUGCAAUUAUCUCUUUCGAUUCACUUUUGUCAUCGUUGUCUCUUUAUAUGAUGUGCUUAGUUUGAUGAGUGUGAGAAGUACAGAGUCUCUAUC
Molecule: messenger RNA, 1337 nt
Organism: Arabidopsis thaliana (thale cress)
Lineage: Eukaryota; Viridiplantae; Streptophyta; Magnoliopsida; Brassicales; Brassicaceae
Gene: UBQ11
Product: ubiquitin 11
Exons: 1
Coding region: 381-1070 (229 amino acids)
Cellular component (GO): nucleus; cytoplasm
Molecular function (GO): mRNA binding
Source: RefSeq, marked reviewed